Messenger RNA from Giardia duodenalis, 4347 nucleotides. Its product is annotated as Coiled-coil protein. The transcript has a single exon. Gene Ontology annotation, molecular function: protein binding. Bases 1 to 4347 code for a protein of 1448 amino acids. Gene Ontology annotation, cellular component: motile cilium. NCBI's taxonomy places the organism in Eukaryota, Fornicata, Diplomonadida, Hexamitidae. The record is from RefSeq and is a predicted model, not a curated record.
AUGGCGUCCCACUGUUUGAAUAUGAAGGCAGCCUUCGGGUUUAAUAAGGAUCUCAUGGGUGGCGUGCAUUCUCUGUUUGAUGAGACUCGAGAAGCCAUUCUUUUUCCCUCCUCUCACACACUUGUUUACCAUGACUGCAGAAACGGAUCCCAGCGCUUUCUUCAAGGCCACUCUAAUAUGAUCUCUGCUGUGUGCGUCUCCAAUGAUAAACGGUGGAUUGUUUCGGCCGAUUUUGGGGGAAAGGAUACGAUGAUCAUAGUCUGGGAGUCUAAGACCCUUCUCCCCGUUCGGACAAUAGUGGAUCAAGUUCCUGGAGGUGUAAUCCGGAUGGAUCUUUCCGAUGACGGCGCUCUUCUCGCAGUUUUGUCCGGUGCCACUCCAAAUGCCGCCAAAGUUAUGAGCCAAUCUCUCUUUCUCUUUGAGUGGUCCAACCCAGAUGAGCGCCCUGUAGUUUCGGUAGAAAUUCCUCCUCAGCUAGGGUUUCAGCGAGAUGUGCGGUUUAAUCCUUGUGAUUACCGUGAAAUAGUCACUAACUCUGCUUAUCGGACUGUGUUCUGGUUGUGGGAAGAGCAGCUUGUUGACAAGGACUUGAUCAACGUGCUGAGCUACCACUCACCAGACAUUCACGUAGGAGACUUCAAGGCUUUACCUUCUGUGUUCACUGUAAGUUGCUUUCUACCCGGCACAACAGCAGCACUCACAGGCACUGUUGCUGGAGAGGUGGUUCUCUACGAUGUCAACGGAAGAGCAUUUUCAGACGGGUUAACCGGGAAUGCGCCAGUGCGUCGCGUGCCCAUUAAGCUCUUAACACUCCAUGCCAGCUCUGGAAAUGUUCAGGCGAUAGCUGCUAACGAUGAGAUCAUGGAAAAAGACGAGACUGUCAUAGCAGAAAGUUACACAGCAUCGGGGGAGUUUGGAACUACUCCGUUCUUGGUUCCUGGGCAGCCGUUCUUUCAGGCGCUAGUGAGCAACAACAAAAUGAAUCAGCGCGCUGCCUUUUACAAAUACUUAACAGCGGCUCAGCAAGCUGCAGGUCAGAUGACCACUUCUCCAACCGCAGCCUUUGCUCAGGCCAUCACUUUUAUCUGUGCUCGCUCAGAUGGAUUUAUAAUCACAGGAGGCCUUGAUGGGUGUGUACGGAUGUUUGACUUUCGUUUGCGCCUUCUAUCGUGGUAUGAAAAUCUUGCAUGCGGACCAAUCACAUCUGUCUCCAUUGCAAUGCCCCAGCAUUCAUCAAAUAAGGAUGGCUUCCAAGGAGGAGAUGCCGACAUAAGCAUUUCUGCAGUGGCUCUCUUGCCUGGCGCAACACCACGGGAAUAUGCCAGUAAGUCUGAAGCGCUCCACGCCAAGUUUGGUAGCGUCGUUUUAAGAGACUUUAUUGUUGGAACUAGUAGAGGCUCUAUUGUACUGGUUCCAGCUGCUCUCUUCGAGUUUGUCGAGCCUAGCAAACGACGAGGGACAUUACUCUACCAAGGCAUACCACAUGCUACAUCGUGCACCUAUACGCCUCGAGACACGCGAGAUCUCCCCAUAAGGCUUAACUACAAUCUGAAAACUCAGGCAUCGUUGCCUCUUUCAUGGGUGGCGACGAUGAGGGGAGACAUGUUGCUAUUUGACUUUACUAGCAAUAAGAUCCUUCGGUCCAUUUCGCUGGCUGGUCACAUCGCAGCGACAGAAUCUGGCAGCAAACGCUUGUCGGGGACUCUUGCCCAACGCCACGCAGAGGGCUAUGAGCAGGCGUGCUACUUAGUUCCUGAACACCCUCUGGCGCCUCUCAAGACGCAGUCGUAUGCACAUAUCACAGCACUUUCUCUCUUCUGUCCUGCAGACGCUAGCAGACCCGUGCUACUUGCUGGGACUUCGGUAGGUAGCUGUUUGUUGAUGGAUCCGUUCACUCUCCAGGUAUUAAGCACGUUUCGGCAUCUCAGCCGGACAAAGACCAUACCGCUCUUGUGCCCAUUCUUGAAAAGGAAGUCUAUCUCGAUUCCUGCCCAAAUAACCUACGUAAAGUUUUCAAGAGAAGGCGACAUAAUCGCUGUACUAGAUGAAACGUCCUUCCUUACGCUCCUGACAAAGUCAAUAUCAGAUGAACCGGCAAAAGAUCUAACGACAGGAAGAAUCACAACCGCCAAUGACGCCACUGAAAAAGCAUUUAAUUAUAGCACAUACUCAGACAUAUUCCUUACGUCCCUUGUAACACCACUUCAGGCGCCCCCAGUGUUCAUCACAGAUGCAGACGAUGCUAAGCAGUCAGAGCAAAGUAAAGAGAAUGAAACAAGGACUGCCUCUGGUGUCCGGUUGCAACCUGCAGCUCUCUUGGCCCGUGCUUCUCAAAAGAAGCGGGCAGAUGCAUCCACAACUGGUCAGUGGACUUCCCUAGGAAGGUUAGUCAUUACCAAUAACGCCAUUCUACGUGCAGUGAUCUAUUGCGACUUUUUACCGACUAAACUAGUUGAGGGAGGACGCGACCCUUUGGUUUUGCUGAGCAAGGAUCGCUUCUUUACCAUUAUAGACAUAGACAAAACCCUUGUGAGUCAUGAUCUGAUUGUUGUUCACUGUAGAUUCAGAGCAGAGCAGAGCGCCACACCGACCGCCGUUUGCUUCCUUCCACGGCCGCCAUACUAUGUAUCCACAUUGACAGAAGAGGAAAGGAACGCAGAGAUUGAUAAGUUGAAUUCUGAGCAAAACGUUCUAAGCAGAAGCCUUAAGGAGGCGUUGUUCAGCUUACAAUCUGAGGACAGCGGGGCUCUCUGUGCUAAAUAUAGACCGGACUUGCAGCCUAUUGAGCAGCGAAAUCUACUCCUCAUAGCAAACAGUCAUUAUAAGUUUCGUCUUCGAGAAAUAGAGGCUCUUCCUGGAGCCUUAGAGCUAUCGAAUCGAACCGUUUUCCCCGCGUCUCUGUUGACCACGGCACCACAGUUGUGCGCAUAUUUUACGGGUGGGUACACUCCGCAAGGACAGCUACCCAAUUCUGCCAUACUGCAGGGUCCGCAAUAUUGUGUCAAUCCCAACCUUGCAGGGCCCUAUCCGCUGCGCCGCACUGUUCUGGCACCGACAUAUGGUCUUCCGAUCAAUAUUCUUAGACACAUCUCGGCCUACAUGAGCGACUCACGACAUGACCUCUCCAGCUGCACACCAAUUCUGCAGACAACUAGCACGGAAGAGAGGUAUAGAUACCGAACACGUUAUGAGACCUUGAACUCUGCUGGUGCAAUCCGUCACAUUGCGCAGUACAUAGCGUUUGCCACACCUCGCAAGGUCAUCGGGCUCAUGCGUACUCCUCUUGAUGGAGCAUCACACAGGUACAUGGGUCUGAUUGGCCAUGCAGGAGAGGUAUUGAGUCUCGACGUGUGCUUCUGCUUUAGUCCCGGCUUGGACGCGGGGAAUACCUUCUUAGUGAGUGCAGGGUCUACCGACUUUGCCCUGUUCCUAUGGGGGGUUGACUAUCCUACUUUUGACCUAAUGAUAGAUAGUACGGUGACCGUGUCAUCGACUGGGCAGCAAAGUGGGCCGAUUACUGGCCCAACUGCCACCGACUUCGCCUCAUUCGAUCCUUUCACAGCGCAGCUAGAGGGCGGCCCAACUGGCCAAUUCUACGCAGAAAUUCAGGACUACUUUAGCUAUGCACAGAUCAACGAUUCAGAAGAAAAAGGCAUCACUCCCAAAGAAGACGCUCGUGCUCCUGUGAGCAUGCUCGACGAAAUACUACGGGCUCUGGGCGUCUUCAUAUCCAACUCGGCAAUGGUGGAUGCCAAGGGGGAGAUCAUCGAGGAAGCUAUUCGUGCCGCCCGUCUGCGGUUCUUCCUCUCUCGGUUACGUGCUGCACUGAAAGAAGGCAAGCCCCCAAUUUUGGUUGAAGCCACGGCAUUCGGCUAUAACCCUCUAGAAGACUCUAACCAGGAGACCAGAGUCAUGAGCGAGAUGAGUCUAUAUGAGCAAAGCGAGUCCGGUCUGUGGGAGCUUGUUGGCGCCGAUGACGUGACCCUGUCCUUACAAGAGUUCGUUAGGAUCCUGGUCAAUCACCGUCCGGUUUUGCCAUAUAAAAUGGAGGACAUCGUCCGUGCAUUCACUGUCUUUGGGGCAGAUGAAGCUGUUGGUGUCCUAGACAAGGCAACAUUGAUUAACGCUCUCGUAAACAACGGAGAGAGCUUUUCAGGUGGUGAGCUGAUGGAUGCAUUGAGUAUUCUUGCCGGGGGAGGCACAUCCAGCGAUACUUUGAUGGGCGCUGGGGGGCUGCUGCCCGAUCAGGUCUCUGUCAUCGACUUUGCCAACACUAUUCUAGGCUUCGAGACUGACCAGCAAUCUGAAGGGAGGUCGAUGGUACAGGAAGUCGAGGGGGGCGACUAG